AUGAGUUCUUUAUCCGGAAUUGCCUUGGGCGAUUUGUCCAUUGAGGGAGACGAGCCAAGAGACUCGCAACUUCAUGAUUUCGAUAGUCUGAAUGAUAGACCCGAGUUUUCUUUGCCUCAAGCCGAUGGUGGAAAAGAUGCGUGGUUGUUCCUGGCCGCAUGUUUCAUUGUCGAGGCUUUGGUAUGGGGGUUUCCCUUCUCCUUUGGAGUAUUUCAAGAGUACUACAGCACUCACGAACCAUUCUCAUCGAACCCUUCAGGCAUUGCAGUAAUUGGUACAACGGCAACGGGGAUCAUGUACAUGAUUGGCGUGCCCUUGUCCGCAGCGUACAACAGAUGGCCUAGGUUUGCCAACCGGUCCAAAUGGGCUGGCGUUCCAAUUAUGGCAAUAUCAUUAAUUGCUGCGUCGUUUGCAAACGAAAUCAGGUACCUUAUCCUGACCCAAGGCGUAAUGUAUGCCGUGGGUGGCGCUGCGGUGUAUUGUCCAGCCCUGAUAUUCCUUGAUGAGUGGUUCAUCAGGAGAAAAGGCUUCGCUUAUGGUGUGAUGUGGGCAGGCACUGGGGUCGCCGGGUUGGUAAUUCCGUUUCUCAUGAACUUCCUCCUGGAGCAAUACGGGUUCCGAACAACCCUUCGAAUCUGGGCUGUAACUCUGGUUCUACUGUCCUCGCCACUUGUCUACUUCCUUCGACCCCGUCUACCCACUCCAUCAGUAUCGCGAUCACCUCGCCACGGCUUAGGCUUCCUUCGGACUUCAACUUUCUGGCUUCUCCUAAUGGGCCUAGCCAUUGAGAGUCUCGGAUAUUUUAUCCCCAGCAUAUAUCUUCCCACGUUUGCUCGUUCUCUUGGUCUGAGUCCGUCAAUCGGGUCUAUGCUUGUAGCUCUCGUCAACGCUGCCGGAGUCAUCAGCACGGUCGUGAUGGGCUUGCUUAUUGACCACUUCCAUGUCACGACUGUAAUCCUUCUUAGUAGCGUUGGAGCUGCCACUUCAGUGUUUUUAUUUUGGGGGCUUUCUGAUGCUCUACCUGUUCUUUGCAUGUUCAGUAUUCUAUAUGGCUUCUUCGCUGGAGGCUUUGUAAGCACAAACGCCGGCGUCAUUAAAGUCGUAAAGCAGCGGGAUGAACGGACAGACGUGGGAACGCUGAUAGGCUGCAUAUCCGCAGGACGGGGUGUCGGUGCUGUUCUUUCAGGCCCGCUGAGCGAAUCUCUGCUGAGAGGAAAUCCAUGGAGUGGGGAAGCCGGACUUGGGUAUGGUUCUGGUUUCGGGAGCCUGAUCGUUUUCACUGGAGUCACAGCGGCAAUGGGUGCUGUGGGCUUUCUGGGAAGAAGGUUGGGUUGGGUGUAG
Venustampulla echinocandica is the source of this 1341-nucleotide messenger RNA. RefSeq lists its product as uncharacterized. Gene Ontology annotation, cellular component: fungal-type vacuole membrane. Gene Ontology annotation, molecular function: transmembrane transporter activity. Gene Ontology annotation, biological process: transmembrane transport. The transcript is spliced from 4 exons. Lineage: Eukaryota; Fungi; Ascomycota; Leotiomycetes; Helotiales; Pleuroascaceae. The coding region runs from base 1 to 1341 and encodes 446 amino acids. The record is from RefSeq and is a predicted model, not a curated record.